AUGGUUCGGCUGCCAUUUAACAAUAAUGUAAACAAACUUGGUGCUUCAUACCCUUCAGCCUUGCGGCGUUUUCAAUCACUUGAGAAACGUUUGGUGCAAGAUAAAGAAAUUCGAAAUGAGUACACUGCCUUUUUGCAAGAAUAUCUAGAUUUGGGUUACAUGUCGCUUGCAACCAAGUCAAAUGUUGUGGACUCGGACUUUUAUCUUCCUCACCACGCUAUAGUUAAAAAAGACAGCCUGACUACCAAUAGUCGGGUCGUCUUUGACGGUUUUGCUAAAACUACUAGCAGAAUAUCCCUAAAUGACGCUCUCAUGGUCGGCCCUAAGCUGCAGGACGACUUAUUUAUUUUGCUUAUUAGAUAUCGGUCUCAUACUAUUGUUCUUACUGCAGAUAUAGAGAAAAUGUACCGUCAAAUUCGGGUACAUCCUGACGAUACCAAAUAUCAAAAAAUAUUAUUUCGAGGCAAUUCUUCUAAACCUAUUUCUACGUAA
Molecule: messenger RNA, 492 nt
Organism: Microplitis demolitor
Lineage: Eukaryota; Metazoa; Arthropoda; Insecta; Hymenoptera; Braconidae
Exons: 1
Coding region: 1-492 (163 amino acids)
Source: RefSeq, a predicted model, not a curated record